Molecule: messenger RNA, 801 nt
Organism: Polyodon spathula (Mississippi paddlefish)
Lineage: Eukaryota; Metazoa; Chordata; Actinopteri; Acipenseriformes; Polyodontidae
Product: mesogenin-1-like
Exons: 2
Coding region: 1-801 (266 amino acids)
Biological process (GO): mesoderm formation; somite rostral/caudal axis specification; heart morphogenesis
Cellular component (GO): nucleus
Molecular function (GO): DNA-binding transcription factor activity, RNA polymerase II-specific; RNA polymerase II cis-regulatory region sequence-specific DNA binding; protein dimerization activity
Source: RefSeq, a predicted model, not a curated record
AUGGAUAUCUCUGCUCCACAGCUCAGCUACAGCACUCAGUGCCACUGGAACUACCCCAGUUCUGAUUCUGAGUUCUACAGCGUUUCUUCACCAGGGACUAUCUCCCCGUCUUCAUCCACUGACUUUCCCUUUUCUCCACCGUGCCACCAGCACUACACAGCCACUCUCAGGCCUGACACCGGCUAUUCCAACACAGUCCAGGCUUCUAGAUCUCCCUCCUCUUCCGAGGAUGGGCUGCUCUCAGUUCAGAAGCUGAGGAAGAACCCCAGCAAGCAGAGACAGAGCGCCAGCGAGAAAGAGAAGCUGAGGAUGAGGGACCUGGCCAAAGCUCUUCACCAUCUGAGGACCUACCUGCCCCCUUCCGUGGCUCCGGCGGGACAGACCCUGACCAAAAUCCAGACCCUUCGCCUGACCAUCCGCUACAUCUCUCACCUGUCCGAGCAGCUGGAGCUGAGCGAGGAGGCCCCGUCCCAGAGAAGAGGGGCUGACGUCACAAGGUGCCCCGCUUUACCAGAGGAGCUGUUGUGCUACCAGUCCAGCGCUGUGCCAGAGGGUUCAUUGCAAGAAGAGGGAACGAAGUACUGCCAGUACAGCUCCAUACCAGCGUGCUCACAGCAGGAUGAGGGAAUGGGAUACUGCCAGUACAGCUCCAUGCCAGCGUGCUCACAGCAGGAUGAGGUCCUGGACUCCAGCACAGAGUCACUGCUACAGUCCCCACAGUUUCCAGAUGCAACACAGUCAUGCCAGAUGUACACUGAAGACUUCAACAGUCAAGUCCUCCCACAGGAGUUCUGGAGUUAG